This is a messenger RNA of Cololabis saira (Pacific saury), 816 nucleotides long. It is a transcript of the gene cdx4, whose product is annotated as caudal type homeobox 4. Gene Ontology annotation, cellular component: nucleus. The coding region runs from base 1 to 816 and encodes 271 amino acids. Gene Ontology annotation, molecular function: RNA polymerase II transcription regulatory region sequence-specific DNA binding; DNA-binding transcription factor activity, RNA polymerase II-specific. The transcript has 3 exons. Gene Ontology annotation, biological process: regulation of transcription by RNA polymerase II; animal organ morphogenesis; anterior/posterior axis specification. The record is from RefSeq and is a predicted model, not a curated record. NCBI's taxonomy places the organism in Eukaryota, Metazoa, Chordata, Actinopteri, Beloniformes, Belonidae.
AUGUAUGUGGGAUACCUACUGGAUAAAGAAAGCGGCAUGUAUCACCAAGGACCAGUGAGAAGAUCUAGCAUCAAUUUGCCUCCACAGAACUUUGUUUCGACACAGCAGUACCCCGACUUUACUGGAUACCAUCAUGUGCCAAACAUGGAUACGCACACACAGUCCGCGGGCAGUUGGGGAACUUCAUAUGUUGGCCCAAGGGAGGACUGGGGUACAUAUAGUCUGGGGCCCCCUAAUGCUAUCCCUGCACCCAUGAACAACUCAUCUCCUGGACAGGUUUCUUAUUGUUCAUCUGAGUACAGUCAUAUGCAUCCUCCCGGACCUGCGGUGUUACAGCCGCCACCGGACAACGUUUCUGUCGCACAACUUUCUCCAGACAGAGAACGACGCAAUUCCUACCAGUGGAUGAGUAAAACUGCUCAGUCUUCUUCCACAGGUAAAACGAGAACAAAGGAGAAAUACAGGGUAGUGUACACAGACCAUCAGAGGCUGGAGCUGGAGAAGGAGUUUCAUUUCAACAGAUACAUCACCAUCAGGAGGAAAUCUGAACUGGCUGUCAACCUCGGCCUGUCGGAAAGACAGGUGAAAAUAUGGUUUCAAAACCGCAGAGCCAAAGAGAGGAAGUUGAUCAAGAAGAAGAUGGGUCAGUCUGACGGCAGCAGCGGGUCUGUGCACAGUGACCCGGGUUCUGUGAGCCCUCUGCCGGUACCGGGCUCUCUCAGUCCCUCGGACAUCCACGGAUCACUGUACCCUCCUCAGGGAAUGAACACGUUGCCCUCUAUCAGGAACAUACAGCAAGUGACUGUGACUCAGUAA